Drosophila ficusphila is the source of this 1105-nucleotide messenger RNA. RefSeq lists its product as uncharacterized. Gene Ontology annotation, cellular component: sodium:potassium-exchanging ATPase complex. The record is from RefSeq and is a predicted model, not a curated record. Gene Ontology annotation, biological process: sodium ion export across plasma membrane; potassium ion import across plasma membrane; intracellular potassium ion homeostasis. Gene Ontology annotation, molecular function: ATPase activator activity. Bases 59 to 997 code for a protein of 312 amino acids. Lineage: Eukaryota; Metazoa; Arthropoda; Insecta; Diptera; Drosophilidae. The transcript has a single exon.
CAUUACAAAUAGCUCCUUGUUUCCAAUGUUAGGACUCGACGCAGUUAUUUAAUUUCACAUGCCAAACGACUCUAUUAUAUAUUCUGGACCCUACGAAGUUAUUCGCCUUCGUCGUCGGCGGGAUGAGCGGGUAAGGGAGUACCUUUUCAGACGGUCCAUUCGCACCGCCGUUCAUGAGCCCGAGUUCACCAUGUGUCGCAUCACCAAACUGGUGGCUUACUUCCUCGUCUUCUUCUUCUUGCUGGCGGUUUUCACGGGCGGAUUGGCUGUGCUGGUGAUGACCUACCGAAUACCAGAUGACAAGCCGGCAUGUAGAAAGUUUCCUGGUCUUAGCACGGUGCCAGGAACGCAUGUGGGCGAUCAGAAGCAAAUUGUGUGGAGUUCUGAAAACCAAAAGCAGCUGGCAGCGAUUCGGCGGCAAAUGUCGCGAAUGCUGGAGCGGUACGGCCUUGAGGGGCCCAAGCGCGUGGUGGCCUGCAACCUGGAUGACAGCUGGGGAUACGCAAGCGGCCAGCCGUGCAUCCUGAUGAAGCUUACCCAGGUACUCGGCUUUGAGGCGAUCACCUACAACGAUGGCAUAUCUCUGCCCGAUAUGGUCCCGGAUGAAGUGUACGACUAUAUAAGCGAACUGGGCAUGGAGGAGCGGGUCAACCGCAUCUGGCUGGCGUGUCAGGUGAAGCCGGAGGAGGGGGUGGACGUUGAAAUUGAAUAUGUGCCAGAUCGCUACUGGGACGCAGAAGACCUCUUUACCAAGGGAAAUGUCUACCUAAACGACUCAUCCGAUAAUGAUGGUGGUAGCUACACCGAAAAUCCUAGUGUGAGGCGACUUGUUGGAGUUAAAUUCAGGAACAUUCCGCCUAAUAAGGACGUCUUAGUUAGGUGCCAGGUGUGGGCCAAAAACAUUCCUCUUCACAUGGGCACUGCCAGAUUUUUACUCCACCAUAUAGCAGCUGUUGAGCCAACCACUCCGUUGUUACUAGAUGAGUGGUACGAGUGAGAUGUCUUGCUAUUACGGAGUUAAUUAAUUUAUUGUUUGGAUUAUCAGCUUGUUAACGAACUUAUAAAUGGCACAUGCAAUAAAUGAUUUUCGGUCUUGUUAAUAUAA